Molecule: messenger RNA, 1976 nt
Organism: Syngnathoides biaculeatus (alligator pipefish)
Lineage: Eukaryota; Metazoa; Chordata; Actinopteri; Syngnathiformes; Syngnathidae
Gene: cmasa
Product: cytidine monophosphate N-acetylneuraminic acid synthetase a
Exons: 8
Coding region: 407-1696 (429 amino acids)
Molecular function (GO): N-acylneuraminate cytidylyltransferase activity
Source: RefSeq, a predicted model, not a curated record
CUGGCGAAUUGAGAGAUGAUGAAAAAUUGACCCAAAAUAAGAUCAGAAAGGAAACUGGUGUAAACAAGUUGUGCCAAAACUACUCCAACUUUCACUCAAUGAAAAAUGUUUGUCUGAUCGCAUUAAGCUCGGUGGAUGCCACGCACCCCACCGAAAAAAGCGCCGUUCGUGUCAAACUCGAGGGCCGCGCGAUCAUUAAACUUUCAUCGUAAAGCGGUGGCUGCAAAUGGCCCGCGGGCGCCCACUUUGAGUCCCUGGUCCAAUUUCCAAACACACAUUACUGCUGCGUAUCCCCAGCAGGGGGCGGCAGAGAGCGUUUGCGUGCUGCAAGCUUUGAAGAAGAGCCCAAUCCGGAACAGUCCCUCCGCCCCGGUCCAAAGUGUAUCCGUCCCCCGGACUAGUCGCUAUGUCGUCAGUCUCCUCUCGGAAGAGAUUCGUGGACGGCGACCAGGUAGCCGGCGGCAAGAUGAGCAAAGCGGCGAGCGACAAGAGACACGUCGCCGCACUCGUCCUGGCGAGGGGCGGAAGCAAAGGCAUCCCCCUGAAGAACAUCAAGACGCUGGCCGGGGUGCCGCUCAUCGGUUGGGUCCUGCGAGCCGCGCUGGACUCUGACAUGUUCGACAGUGUGUGGGUGUCAACUGACCACGACAAGAUUGAGCAGGUGGCCCGGGCCUGGGGUGCUGAGGUUCACCGCCGGAGUCCCGAAGUCUCCCGAGACUCUUCCUCUUCGCUGGAAACCAUCCAAGAGUUUCUGAGACUCAAUCCACAGGUGGACAUCCUGUGCCACAUCCAGGCCACGUCGCCCUGUCUCCACCCGUUUCACGUCAAGGAGGCCUUGGAGUUGAUCACCGUGCACGGCUUCGACUCCGUCUUCUCGGUGGUCCGAAGGCACCACUUCCGCUGGCAAGAGGUCAAGAAGGGAUCUGCCGAUUUGACCAAAGCCCUGAACCUGGACGCUGCCAACCGCCCUCGGCGUCAGGACUGGGACGGCGAGCUGUGUGAAAAUGGCUCCUUCUACUUUAGCACCAGAAAGCUCAUCACCGAGAAAGGACUCCUGCAGGGCGGCAAAGUGUCUUACUACGAGAUGCUUCCCGAGUACAGCGUGGACAUCGACGUGGACAUCGACUGGCCCGUCGCGGAGCAGAGAGUUCUCCGCUACGGCUACUUUGGCCGGGGGACUCCGGAGGUGGUCCGCCUGAUGUUCUGUAACGUGUCGGGAUGUUUAACGGACGGAAAGAUCUACCUGUCUGCGGCCGGAGAGGAGAUGAUGUCCGUCAACAGCCGAGACAUCGCCGGCAUUCGCCUGCUGCAGAAAGAGGACGUGGAGGUGGUGCUGUUGACAAACGGCGAGGACCUCGUGGAGCGGACGCUGGCCGACACGCUCGGCGAGCGGACGGGCUGCCGGGUCGUGCGGGUGGGAGCCCGCCCCGUCGACGAUUUGGCGUCCGUCUUGGAGCCCGGGAAGUUGGUUUGGAAGGAUGUGGCGUACAUGGGCAGCGACGUGCCAGACGUGGACUGCCUCAACCUGGCCGGCUUGAGCGCCGUGCCUUCCGACGCGCCGGUGGCGGCCGUCAACGCCUGCAAGUACACCUGCCACGCCGCGGGCGGCCACGGCGUCGUCCGGGAGUUCGCCGAGCAUAUCUUGUUGCAGAAGGCAAAGGCCAAGUCUCAGAUGAGGCGGGACUCCGUCGAGUGAAGUUGAAAGCCGACACUUCACCUUACAGAUAGUAGUCGGGGAUUGAAUCAAAAUCUUCUAUUCUGCUUGACUUGCACUCGAUCGAUGUAAUUCGGCAACUCCUCGGUGUGUCCUUUUCAGGUCAUCGCGCCGAAGGCUUGGCGGCACGCCCGUGUGGCUCGUUGAUGCUAGUUAGCUAGCAGCGAUCCGCACAUCAGUUAAAAUCCAUCCAGAGAUUUUGUGUUUCCAGCUCAAUCAGAAAUUAUUCGCAGCAAUCGUAAUAAAAUCUUUGAUCAUCAAA